AUGUCUUCCCUAGCUGGUCUUGUCCAGCCCACCACCAGACAGUUGCUCACUGGCGCUGCUCUGCUGUUCUUGAUAGCGUUCUACUCGCCAUUGACGGUGCUGAUGCUAACGCCAGUAUAUGGCUCGGCUCCUGCCCAUAUCUUCCAUGGCUAUGGAGUGGCACUUGUUGGCGCUGCUGGAUGGUUCCUUAAGGACUACAUCCAGCGAUUGACCGGCCGCCGGGCUCUUUUCCUGCUCCCUGUUGUGGCAUUCUGGGUUCCUACCCUUCAGAGCUUCUUGUUCGCAUCAAGCUCCGUGAUGGGAAACCCCUUCGGAGCUGUAGUCACCGAGGUCAUCUCCUACUACCCUCUGCUUCUGCUCUCUGUGGCUUGUGCUGGUAAGCUGGUGCAGUCGGGCUUGGAUCUGGGCCGACACGGUGAUGCAGUCGCUGAGCAUGUUCCUCUCGUGGUCUCCUAUGUCCUCUACAAGACCGGCGAGAAGUUCGCCAGAGCAUUCCUGGCCAAGUUCAUUGGAACAACCUUCUUCUUUUCUCGUGCUGGUCUCCAACUCUUGCUCCCAGUCUUCUACACCGCUAUUGCCCCUUCCAAGUUCUUGCUCUUCGCUAUUCCCUCCCUUCUGUUCUCCAUGACGUCCAAUGUCCACAUGAACUCUGGAGCCUUGAACUCUUUCCUCAACGAGGAGGGAUUCGCCCUUGUUGCCCGCCAGGACUCCACCACCGGCUACAUCUCCGUCUUGGAUAACCUGAACGAUGGGUUCCGUGUCAUGCGUUGCGACCACAGCCUGCUCGGCGGCCAGUGGACCAAAAUGCCCAACAACUACAACCCUGCCGUGAUGGACCCGAUCUACUCGGUCUUCACCAUGCUCGAGGCCGUCCGUCUGGUUGAAACCGACCACGGGGAGCCCCGCGUAGAUGCCAACAGCAAGGCACUCGUCAUCGGCCUCGGUGUCGGCACCACCCCCUCUGCCCUAAUCCACCACGGCAUCGAGACCACCAUCGUGGAACUCGACCCUGUCGUGCACAAGUUCGCCACCGAAUACUUCCACCUUCCCUCGAACCACAUCGCCGCCAUCGAAGACGCCACCACCUUCGUGAAGCGCACUCCCCCAGCCCAGUACGACUACAUCGUCCACGACGUCUUCACCGGAGGCGUCGAGCCCCUCGAGCUCUUCACUCUCGAGUUCCUCGAAAGCCUAUCCUCCCUUCUCAAGGACGACGGAGUCAUCGCCAUCAACUACGCCGGCGACAUCUCCCUCUACCCCGCCGCCCUAACCGUCCGCACCAUCCAAUACGUCUUCCCAACCUGCCGCAUCUUCCGCGAAGCCUCCGACUCCGACCUCACCACCGACUUCACCAACAUGGUGAUCUUCUGCAAGAAGAGCUCCGCCACGCCGCUCACCUUCCGCGACCCCGUUUCGGCCGAUUACAUGGGCAGCAAGUUCCGCCAGAUGUAUCUGAUGCCGAAGGUCGAAAUUGACGCUAGUCGCUUCGAGACUAUCGAGAAGGGCGGUCGUCGUGUCCUUCACUCCAUGAACACCCACCUGCUUCAUAAGUACCAGGAUCGGUCGGCUCUCGAGCAUUGGAAUAUUAUGCGCCAUGUGUUGCCUGAUUUUGUUUGGGAGAAUUGGUGAUGGUUUUGAUACUACACUAUACUUUCGGUAUGUAAUUUUUUACUGUGUCUCUGAGAGAUAGAUUGAUUGGUUUUCGUUGUUGUGGUUUCGGAUAUUUGUAUUCCUACUAGUACUAGGUGUGGUUUCGGGUGGUUAUGGCAUAAUAUAACUUUAUAAUGAUGUAGUUUUGAGUUUGGGAGACUAUACUAGUGUCUGUUCUGUCUU
Aspergillus costaricaensis CBS 115574 is the source of this 1833-nucleotide messenger RNA. RefSeq names its product spermidine synthase. Gene Ontology annotation, biological process: polyamine biosynthetic process. The coding region runs from base 1 to 1629 and encodes 542 amino acids. The transcript has 3 exons. NCBI's taxonomy places the organism in Eukaryota, Fungi, Ascomycota, Eurotiomycetes, Eurotiales, Aspergillaceae. The record is from RefSeq and is a predicted model, not a curated record.